UUUUAUUAUUUUGGACGAAAUGGUGUAUAUGAAGCGUUUGUAUUCUCCAAUAAAGCUCUAAAGCGGGGGACCUUAUGUUUUGCCGACUUGACGCUAACCGAUAACACUAACCUACCAUCCCCUUAAAGACUAUAAGAAGUGCGAGACAACUUACAAACGUUCAGUUCAAGUAACACAUUCAACGAAAAAUGAGUCGCAUUUAUUCAUUGAUUAUUCUUGCCUUAAUCAUGGUGAUUCCGGUUUCUAAUGCAACUGAAACCGUCAAAGAUGAAUAUGAGAUGUAUUUUUAUGAUGACGAUUAUUACGGUAUUAAAAAUUACACUGACUUGGUGGUUUACCGACUCUUUACUAGGAAAAACCCAACAGAAUUUCAAGUGUUGAAACCUUACGAUUGGAAUUCGAUUCAUUCAUCAAAUUACAAUCCCAAUCUCCCAACAAAAAUUUAUGCUCCAGGCUGGGACAAUAACGGCUCUAUUGCCUAUCCAACAAGAGACGAGUAUUUACUUCGAUACGACUGCAAUUUUAUUAUCGUCUAUUGGUCGGACCUCCAAGCCGGAAAUGCUCUGUCUGUCGUCAGCACCACCCAGGAAGCUGCUUACCACACUGGAGCAUUCAUAGAUUUUUUGUUUGAAAUCGGGACACCAAUGAACAAUUUCCACUUGAUAGGCCAUAGCGCAGGUGCUCAUCUUGCAGGAGGAGCCGGAGCUGCGGUUUUGUUUGGAAAAGUACUCAGAAUCACUGGUUUAGAUCCAGCUAAAGGCGGGUGGACGUAUAACGACACCACAACGCGAUUGGAUAUCACUGAUGCUGUAUUUGUAGACGUCAUACACACGAACGGAGGAGAAAUUUUGGAAGGAGAAAUCGCAUUUUAUGAAGCUCUGGGUCAUGUUGAUUUCUAUGUUAAUGGAGGCCACAAGCAACCUGGUUGUGAGAAACCAGAUAAUACUUGCUGUCAUCACUGUCGCGCCGUUGAUUUAUUUGCUGAAUCCAUUAACACUGAUGUUGGCUUCGUGUCAGUACGUUGUGACUCGUUCGAGGCAUAUCAGAACGGAUCGUGUGCUGCAAACGACAAGGACCUCAUGGGAGACAAAGUUUCUUUUAGUGCACGUGGAACUUUUUAUUUGUCAACUAACGAACAAGCACCAUGGGCUAUGGGAUAAAGUUGGAUGGCAAUUUAUAUCUGCUGAAUCAGCCGUAUUCCACUUACGAAAUAAGACUGUGCAACGAGACAAAUAACAUUUCUUUCGUAAUUCUAUUACAAAUAUGCCAUAAUUUUAUCUUCCUGUUAAGCUUACACGUGAUUAUAUUUGUAAUUUCUUUGCAUGAUUAGUUCCUAAGUAUAUAGUCAUUGACAUCAGGUAGAGAUCAAACAAAGUUAGCGUCGCGAGAUCGUAGCGAUAGAAGUAGUCUUCUUUUUCAUCCUAUUUCUUUAGAAUUUUAAAUGUUUUGUGUUUGUCUUUGACAAGAAAAAGCCAAGAGAACUUUUUGCUGGCGCAGGAAACGUAAAACCUAAUUGCGUUAAAAAGUGAAACGAUGUAGUUUCCGAGCCUGUUCGUAUGUUAAACUGUCUGACUCUUUGCCCAUAAUAAAUUCAAUCAAGCAAAGUAAAA
Daphnia magna is the source of this 1610-nucleotide messenger RNA. RefSeq names its product pancreatic lipase-related protein 2. Gene Ontology annotation, molecular function: lipase activity. Lineage: Eukaryota; Metazoa; Arthropoda; Branchiopoda; Diplostraca; Daphniidae. The record is from RefSeq and is a predicted model, not a curated record. Bases 189 to 1160 code for a protein of 323 amino acids. The transcript has 8 exons.